Messenger RNA from Talaromyces marneffei, 1131 nucleotides. RefSeq lists its product as uncharacterized. The record is from RefSeq and is a predicted model, not a curated record. Lineage: Eukaryota; Fungi; Ascomycota; Eurotiomycetes; Eurotiales; Trichocomaceae. Gene Ontology annotation, cellular component: checkpoint clamp complex. Gene Ontology annotation, biological process: DNA damage checkpoint signaling; DNA repair. Bases 1 to 1131 code for a protein of 376 amino acids. The transcript has a single exon.
AUGGAGCCCAUCUUUUCUGCCGUUUCGAACGACGCCUAUCAUCUCUACACACUUCUGCGCUGUAUCGGAUUCGCAGAAAAGGCCCGCAUACAAAUCACGCCGGAUGGAAUCCGAUUUUCUGUAGAAGAGAGCCGGGUGAUGCAGGGACUUGUGUUCCUUGACCGGGCCCUAUUCACCACUUAUACAUUCAAUGCUCCUCCACUUCAAAAUCGCAACGGCAAUGCUUUGGACGACGAGGAGUCUGCUGAGGAUAUUUAUCCUCAAUUUCUAAUAUCUCUUACCGCUCUCCUGGAAACCCUGCAAAUUUUCGGCAUUGGCGAUGCUAGUCAGUCAUCAUUUCUACCAAAUGGCUCUUUACAGAACACCCCUAGUGGUGCUUUUACCAGCCCAGCUCUAUUACUCGGCCGCACUUGUGCUUUGCGAUACUCAAGUCCUGGCAGCCCACUUUGCAUCACACUUUCGGAAUCUGGGGUCACUACAACAUGCGAGCUCACUACUUACGAGUCAGACGAUCCUUCGUUUGGUUCCGCUGGUGGUGAGGUGGAUAUACCGUUGCAACGUGACGCCAUAAUAAUGAAAAUUAUCAUGCGAUCUGCAUGGCUGUACAACGCCAUCAACGAACUGGACGCGACAAACCCAACUACUCUCACCAUUUCAGCCUCUUCUAAAACUGCGCCCUUCCUCUCACUAUCGGGCUCUGGUGGGCCAUUCAGUGAGUCUAGCGUCAAAUUCUCAACAGACAAGGAGAAGGUGGACAGCGAAGCAAAUUACAAAAAUCUACAAGAUGACGGGGUGAAACGAGCCAGACUUGCUCCCGCAGUGACCGAAACCUUCCAAGUAAAUCCUCCUUCCUCCAUGGGGUCUCUAGUGAAGGAGAAUUACCGCUUUGCGCUUAUUCGGAAAGCAUCUCGGGCUAUGGCUGCAGCGAGCAAGGUGAGCAUACGAGGGGAUAUUCAAGGGGUGCUAAGUCUACAAUUCAUGAUUGAGCUGGGCAGUGGAAACAUCGAGGGCGAAGUUGGUCCGACACGAGGGGGUGCUCGGCAUGUGAGUUUUGUGGAUUUUAGAUUUGUGCCUCUUGCCGGUCAGGAAGAUGCAGACGGAGCAGAGAAUGGAGAUUCAGAGGGUUGGUAG